Molecule: messenger RNA, 343 nt
Organism: Staurois parvus
Lineage: Eukaryota; Metazoa; Chordata; Amphibia; Anura; Ranidae
Source: the annotation of a GenBank genome assembly
GGAUUGUCUGGCUCGACAGCGGGCAUCGGGUCACCAGGUAUGACAGCGGGCACUGGGUCACCAGGCAUCAGGCCAUUUGGCUCGCCAGCGGGCACCGCGUCAUCUGGCAAGGCAGUGGGCACCGAGUCACCAGGUACGACAGCGGGCUCUGAGUCAAUUGGCACGACAGCGGGCACCGGAUCAGGUACCGGAUCAUCUGGAUCAACAGCGGGCAUCGAGUCAACUGGCCUAAUAGGAUCGUCAGGCUGGAUCAGUUCAUCAUGCUGGGUAGAGGCAUCAGGCUGAAUGCAGGCACGGCAGGCUCACUGGUUUGGAUACUGGCAGGAUGGUAUUGGUUGGAAAG